AGUGGAAGGAAGUCACAUGGAAGAGGGGCGGUACUUGGUUGUGGGCAGUGGGUUAGCGAUAUCACGUGGGGGCUCUUCCGUCUUCGCUUUUGGCCAAGACGCAGGCGCAACCCACGGCUGCUGCGGGGAUCCUUGUGGCCUUUCCGGUCGGUGGAACCAAUCCGUGCACAGAGAAGCGAGGCGAACUGAGGCGAGUGAAGUGGACUCUGAGGUCUACCACUACCGCCACUGCUGCGGCAGGGGCGUGGAGGGAAGAGGGCCGCGGAGGUCGCAGUUGCAAACAUGGCUCAGAGCAGAGACGGCGGAAACCCGUUCGCCGAGCCCAGCGAGCUUGACAACCCCUUUCAGGACCCAGCUGUGAUCCAGCACCGACCCAGCCGGCAGUAUGCCACUCUUGACGUCUACAACCCUUUUGAGACCCGGGAGCCACCACCAGCCUAUGAGGCUCCAGCCCCUGCCCCAUUGCCUCCACCCUCAGCUCCCUCCUUGCAGCCCUCGAGAAAGCUCAGCCCCACAGAACCUAAGAACUAUGGCUCCUACAGCACUCAGGCCUCAGCUGCAGCAGCUACAGCUGAGCUGCUAAAGAAACAGGAGGAGCUCAACCGGAAGGCAGAGGAGUUGGACCGAAGGGAGCGAGAGCUGCAGCAUGCUGCCCUGGGAGGCACAGCUAGUAAUCUUCAUUGCAGUCCAGAAGGACUCCUCAUCCUGUCCCUCUGCCCCUUAGGCAGCACGCUGGCUCUUCUCCUGAACUUCCUCGCCUGCCUGGCCAGCUUCUGUGUGGAAACCAACAAUGGCGCAGGCUUUGGGCUUUCUAUCCUCUGGGUCCUCCUUUUCACGCCCUGCUCCUUUGUCUGCUGGUACCGCCCCAUGUAUAAGGCUUUCCGGAGUGACAGUUCAUUCAAUUUCUUCGUUUUCUUCUUCAUUUUCUUCGUCCAGGAUGUGCUCUUUGUCCUCCAGGCCAUUGGUAUCCCAGGUUGGGGAUUCAGUGGCUGGAUCUCCGCUCUGGUGGUGCUGAAGGCCAACACAGCAGUAGCCGUGCUCAUGCUGCUGGUCGCCCUGCUCUUCACUGGCAUUGCUGUGCUAGGAAUUGUCAUGCUGAAACGGAUCCACUCCUUAUACCGCCGCACAGGUGCCAGCUUUCAGAAGGCCCAGCAAGAAUUUGCUGCUGGUGUCUUCUCCAACCCUGCGGUGCGAACCGCAGCUGCCAAUGCAGCCGCUGGGGCUGCUGAAAAUGCCUUCCGGGCCCCAUGACCCCUGACUGGGAUGCCCUCGCCCUGCCACUUGAGGGAGCUGACUUAGCUCCCGUCCCUAAGGUCUCUGGGACUUGGAGAGACAUCAGUACCUGAUGGCUCCUCCGUAGUGCUCCCAAUCCUAUGGCCAUGACUGCUGAACCUGACAGGCGUGUGGAGAGUCCACUGUGACCUAGUCCCCCCCAUCAGGCCACACUGCUGCCACCUCUCACACGCCCCAACCCAGCUUCUCUUUGCUGUGCCACAGCUGUUGCUUCGGUUAUUUAAAUAAAAAGAAAGUGGAACUGGAACUGA
Mandrillus leucophaeus (drill) is the source of this 1544-nucleotide messenger RNA. It is a transcript of the gene SCAMP3, whose product is annotated as secretory carrier membrane protein 3. The record is from RefSeq and is a predicted model, not a curated record. Gene Ontology annotation, cellular component: trans-Golgi network membrane; recycling endosome membrane. Bases 283 to 1251 code for a protein of 322 amino acids. Gene Ontology annotation, biological process: protein transport. The transcript is spliced from 8 exons. Lineage: Eukaryota; Metazoa; Chordata; Mammalia; Primates; Cercopithecidae.